AUGUUAAAAUUUCCAUUUGCAGAGCUGGAGAGUCUGCAGAUGAAUGAUUUUUGUGGCAAAGACAAAAUGAUGUUUGAUCCAAUAGCUGCUGAUUAUGACAAUGCCUUCAAUAGCUUCCUCUUUGCAACAGCUGGUGUGGCAAUCAUUUUUUCCUAUAUUGGUGUAAUGAUAGCAGCCAGGUCGGCCUCCACAGACAAAGCUUCAGCCCGUAAGGCUCGUAACACACUGCUGCUGCAUCUGGUGCAGCUGGGCCUCUGUCUCUCCUCAACUCUGUACAAUCUCUUGCUUUUUUCUAUCUCUGUAAACCUAGACAGGAUCAUAUUUGUGCGCAUUCAGGUUGUUAUUUAUGUUUGUACUAUCAUGUUUCCCAGAUGUCUGAGUGCUCUCAUCUAUGGUCUCAGAGACCAGACAAUCAGACCCGUCCUCAUGUACAAUCUAUGCUGUCAGAGAUUCUCACCUUUGCGUUCAGUCGUCCAAACCAAAGCUAAAAUCAGCAAACUUGUCACUUAA
Messenger RNA from Micropterus dolomieu (smallmouth bass), 510 nucleotides. RefSeq names its product odorant receptor 131-2-like. The record is from RefSeq and is a predicted model, not a curated record. Lineage: Eukaryota; Metazoa; Chordata; Actinopteri; Centrarchiformes; Centrarchidae. The transcript has a single exon. Bases 1 to 510 code for a protein of 169 amino acids.